Messenger RNA from Mus musculus (house mouse), 684 nucleotides. Its product is annotated as predicted gene, 21287. NCBI's taxonomy places the organism in Eukaryota, Metazoa, Chordata, Mammalia, Rodentia, Muridae. The record is from RefSeq and is a predicted model, not a curated record. Bases 1 to 684 code for a protein of 227 amino acids. The transcript has a single exon.
AUGACAUCACUCAAGAAGAAGAGUAGGAGGAAGCCUUCUUCCCAGGCCCUGGGGAAUAUUGUUGGCUGCAGAAUUUCUCACGGGUGGAAGGAAGGUAAUGAGCCUGUCACCCAUUGGAAGGCCAUCAUUCUAGGUCAACUGCCAACAAACCCUUCUCUUUAUUUGGUGAAGUAUGACGGAAUUGACAGUGUCUACGGACAGGAGCUCCACAGCGAUGAGAGGAUUUUAAAUCUUAAGGUCUUGCCUCACAAAGUAGUUUCUACUCAGGUGAGGGAUGUCCACCUCGCCAGCGCCCUGGUUUGCAGAGAGGUACAACACAAAUUUGAGGGGAAAGAUGGCUCUGAGGACAACUGGAGUGGGAUGGUGCUAGCCCAGGUGCCAUUCUUACAGGACUAUUUUUACAUUUCCUACAAGAAGGAUCCGGUCCUCUACGUCUAUCAGCUCCUGGAUGACUACAAGGAAGGUAACCUCCACAUCAUUCCAGAGACCCCUCUGGCUGAGGCGAGAUCAGGUGAUGACAAUGACUUCUUAAUAGGUUCCUGGGUGCAGUACACCAGAGAUGAUGGAUCCAAAAAGUUCGGAAAGGUUGUUUACAAAGUUCUAGCCAAUUCUACUGUGUACUUUAUCAAAUUUCUUGGUGACCUACAUAUCUAUGUCUAUACUCUGGUGCCAAAUAUCACUUAA